GGAACAUGGUAAUAUAUUUUAGGGCUUAAAAAUAGGUAUUUUUUCCAAGAUUAAAGCUAUGAGUAACUUUAGACCACACCAUUGUUACAUCUACACGAUAAACAGUAGAGCCUAUGUUUUAGCCACAUGAUGUCGCUGUCUACCAUAGAGUGCUCUCUAGGAAGGAAAAUACCCAGAGCCCCUUUGUUACUCCAGAGAAGCGCAGCCAUACGAGAAGCAGCAGGACUUCAGCAGAGACUAGAACAUUUAAACUUUUGCAAGACAUGCUCUACUAAUUUGAUCAACUUACCGAGUAUUGGUAAUGGUGUCUUCUAUGAGAAGGGGCCGAGACGCCCGGAGUCGUCUGCUCUUUUUUCUGUUCGUCGCAGCCUGGGAGGCGGGGAGCGGCCAGCUCCACUACUCAGUGCCCGAGGAGGCCAAGCACGGCACCUUCGUGGGCCGCAUCGCGCAGGACCUGGGGCUGGAGCUGGCCCAGCUGGUGCCGCGCCUGUUCCGGGUGGCGUCCAAGGGCCGCGGGGACCUUCUGGAGGUGAAUCUGCAGAACGGCAUUUUGUUUGUGAAUUCUCGGAUCGACCGCGAGGAGCUGUGCGGGCGGAGCUUGGAGUGCAGCAUCCACCUGGACGCGAUCGUGGACAGGCCGCUGCAGGUUUUCCAUGUGGAGGUGGAGGUGAAAGACAUUAACGACAACCCACCGGUAUUUCCCAUGACAGUGAAGACUAUCCGGUUUCCUGAAUCUAGGCUGCUUGACUCGCGGUUUCCUCUAGAGGGAGCAUCUGAUGCAGAUAUUGGAGUAAACGCUCUUCUUUCCUACAAACUCAGCUCCAGUGAGUUUUUCUUUCUAGACAUACAGACAAAUGAUGAACUCAGCCCAUCUUUGUCUCUCGUGCUGGGGAAAUCUCUGGACAGGGAGGAAACUGCCGAGGUUAAUUUGUUACUGGUGGCUACAGAUGCGGGCAAACCUGGGCUUACAGGCACCGUUCAAAUACUGAUUAAGGUAUUAGAUGUGAAUGACAACGAACCUACUUUUGCCCAAUCGGUUUAUAAAGUGAAAUUGUUAGAAAAUACAGCAAAUGGAACCUUAGUGAUUAAGUUAAAUGCUUCUGAUGCAGAUGAAGGAUCAAACAGCGCGAUUGUGUACUCACUCAGUAGUGAUGUGUCCUCCGCUAUACAGACCAAGUUCAAAAUAGAUCCCAGCUCCGGGGAAAUAAGAACAAAGGGAAAAUUAGAUUAUGAAGAAGCGAACUCCUACGAGAUUCAGGUUAUUGCCUCUGACAAAGGAUCUCCGUCAAUGUCAGGACACUGUAAGAUUUCAUUAAAACUUGUGGACGUCAAUGAUAACACACCAGAAGUCUCAAUAACAUCCCUCGCACUUCCUAUCCCAGAGGACGCUCCACUGGGCACUGUCAUUGCUCUCAUCACGGUGUCUGACCUCGACUCAAGUGCCAACGGGCAGGUCACCUGCUCCCUGACGCCCCACGUCCCCUUCAAGCUGGCGCCCACCUUCAAGAAUUACUACUCGUUGGUGCUGGACGGCGCCCUGGACCGCGAGAGCGUGUCGGCCUACCAGCUGGUGGUGACCGCGCGCGACGGGGGCUCGCCCUCGCGGUGGGCCACGGCCAGCGUGGCGGUGGAGGUGGCCGACGUGAACGACAACGCGCCCGCCUUCGCGCAGCCCGAGUACACGGUGUUCGUGAAGGAGAACAACCCGCCGGGCUGCCACGUCUUCACGGUGUCGGCGCGGGACGCGGACGCGCGGGAGAACGCGCGGGUGUCGUACGCGCUGGUGGAGCGGCGGGUGGGCGCGCGCGCGCUGUCGAGCUACGUGUCGGUGCGCGCGGAGAGCGGCGAGGUGUUCGCGCUGCAGCCGCUGGACCACGAGGAGCUGCAGCUGCUGCGGUUCCAGGUGAGCGCGCGCGACGCGGGCGUGCCGCCCCUGGGCAGCAACGUGACGCUGCAGGUGUUCGUGCUGGACGAGAACGACAACGCGCCGGCGCUGCUGGCGCUGGUGGACGGCGGCCAGGCGCCCCAGGCCGCGUCGCGGGCGCUGGCGGGCUCCGCGGGCCCCGGGUCCGCGCUGGUGGACGUCAACGUGUACCUGAUCGUGGCCAUCUGCGCGGUGUCCAGCCUGCUGGUGCUGACGCUGCUGCUGUACACGGCGCUGCGGUGCUCGGCGCCGCCCCCCGAGGGCGCGUGCGGGCCGGGCAAGCCCCCGCUGGUGUGCUCCAGCGCGGCGGGGAGCUGGUCGUCUUCGCGGCCGAGGCGGCAGAGGGUGUGCUCUGGGGAGGGCCCGCCCAAGACCGACCUCAUGGCCUUCAGCCCCAGCCUAUCUCAAGGUCCAGACCCCGCAGAAGAAAGACUGCAGUCUUCAGAAUCGGAAUACUUAGGAAAGGUGAGCCUUUUAAUUUCUCUUUCCAAUUCUAGUAUUUUCUAUUUUUGUAUUUUCUACGAUAUAUUAAUUAUUUAA
Molecule: messenger RNA, 2464 nt
Organism: Carlito syrichta (Philippine tarsier)
Lineage: Eukaryota; Metazoa; Chordata; Mammalia; Primates; Tarsiidae
Product: protocadherin alpha-2-like
Exons: 2
Coding region: 302-2464 (720 amino acids)
Biological process (GO): homophilic cell-cell adhesion
Cellular component (GO): plasma membrane
Molecular function (GO): calcium ion binding
Source: RefSeq, a predicted model, not a curated record